AAUAUGGCUCAUCAGGAUGAUGGUGUUAGCUUUGAGGUGCGUCGAUAUGACCCUGCGAAGUAUGCCGCAGUCUCCUCUGAGGGACGAACCUACGACCAGGUGAUAGGGGAGCUGGUGAGGAAGCUGCUCAUGUACAUCGGUGGGAACAACGAACAAGGUGAGGCCAUGGGUAUAGCGUUUCCCAUCAUAAUCACGGUGUAUCCACGCAACGAUGGCGUUUUCUCUCGACGUUUGGCUGUAGGCAUCMGAAUUCCUUCCACCUACCAGCAGAGCCCCCCGACACCCAGUGACAGUGCCAUCAGGAUCGAAGAGCGACCUGGCAUGACCGUCUACACUCUGCAGUUUGGCGGCUUCGCAGGGGAAAGCGAGUAUCGAGCCGAGGCCUUGCGUCUGACGCGCACCCUGGGCGAAACGGCACCAUAUCAGCGCAAACAGUUCUUCUGCUGUAGCUUCGACCCACCGCUCAAGCCUUACGGACGUAGAAACGAGGUUUGGUUUCUACAGGAAGAGCCGUGAAAGACGUUCACUUAAGUCAAAUCAGUUUGUUGUAAAAAAAAAUUGGACUUUUUUUGUCACAGCAGAAAGCUGUAAAACUUAAGUCAGGUGUUCUGCGAUGGGACCAUUUCAAAUGAAGCAACAAGAAAGAAGCAGCUUCAACUUGUUUAUCAGACUUUCUGUAAUUCAWCUUCUCUAAGGGUUUUCCUUAAAAUAACAGAAUACAUCUUAACAUAUAGUUUUUACAAGAAUUUUGUUUAAAAGGAGAAAGAACAUAUUGGAAGUUCAGUCUGUUCAGAAAGAUGUGCAUUAAUGAGGAGCAUAGAGAUACAAAUACAACUUCSUCAUAGCAACUAUGAUGUAAAUAUUUUCGUCAUAUAUAGAAAGAAUGCAUGCCCUUAUAUUUUCCUGAAUUGUUUGUCCUUAAUGCUGCUGGUUUCCAGGAAAGCUCCCUAACAUCAGUUAAAGCUAUGGGAAAUGUAAAGAAUGGUUAUAAAACUUUGAAGGAAUGCAURUCAGCCUGUGAGAAAUUGCAAAGUGAAGCCAUUUUGGUCAAACGUCCGAAGCUGUCAUCUGUAAACUGGACUGAGUUAUAACAAUCUUUAUGUGGAAGACAGAUUUGCUUUGGCGGCCAUCUUUAAUUGGGUUGACUCCAGAAGUUGAUCAGUUGUAGAUGCACAUCCAAUGAUAACUUCCAAUAAAGUCUGUCCACUGGUGCAUUAGAUAUUUUGCUAACAGACAAACAGGGUGGACAUUGGACAGUUAAGACCAAAGCUUUAAGCAAAGAUCUUGUGCAAUGAGCAGUGUUCGGAGUAUAUGUUGUGGAUAACUCUCAGCUAUUUUGUCUYAGUGUUUGUCAAACUGAUUUGCUAGAGCCAUUUUUGCGCUCUGUAAAUUCAGUCGACUGUGGCGGCCAUCUUGAAUUGUGUUGGCUUUAAAAGCUAAUCAGCUGUAGAUGGAUAUGCAGCGAUUAUUGUCUGAUCAUUGUAUUCAAAUCUGUCAACUGGUUAACAAGAUAUUUUGCUAACAGAUAAAGACAUGCUUAGGCACAGGAGAAAACCCUGAGUUUAAUACCUGAGGGACAGGUGUGCUCUUUUCUAACUUUAGAAUUUUGUGUUGUCACGUUGGUUCAGAAAGCUUCUGCAUGUUUGUGUUUCAGUGCAUGACGUUUGCCAUCCUUAUUUAAUGAAACUCUAAAACAUAUGUGACCUGUUUGUUCAAAUCAGUUUUCUGUGAUGAAGUUAAUCUUCAGGCUCGACAUCGUUUCAUUGUAUAAUAAAUAUAAUAAUUCAGUUAGAGUGUAGACUCUUGUGAGUUUGCUUGUUUUAUCAGAUUUCAUGGCAGAAUAUUUCUUUCAGAGUAAGACGUUGCACUCCAUUGUUCGAUUUUAUUUAACUCAAAAACGAAACGUGACUCAUGCAGCUGGAAGCUUUUGCAAAAAUACAUUUACGGUGUGGUGAAGAAGUCGUUCUAAAGUUAAGCAUUUAGGAGGCAUUAAAAAAUCUUUUUACAGAUGGUUCAGUUUUUGAAGAGGAUUUCGGUGGUGUUGUGAACAAUAAAUAUCUUACCUGUUACAGAAAGCUUUGUGAACAGCAACAGUUUGGGAGAUAUAUUAUUUCUGACCAGACCGACAAGCUGAACAGCUGGUCCAGUCGAGACCAGGAACAAAGUGGAUUACUAUAACUUGUUUAAAAAUGUCCUACUGAUUCAUUCCAGUUCUUUUUUCUAAAUCUACCAUCAUUAAUUUUACACAGCAGAAACAUUAUGGGGCUAACUGCUGCUACUGUACCUUUUGCUCUUACAAUUACUCACAGAUUUGUAUGUAAAUGUAGGGGUAAUGGCAUGUGACGGUGAUGCAAAUGGUCAUAAAAUGGGGGUUGUAUACUUUUAAAUAUUUGAAUUGGACAAUCAGGUUUCUAAAGAUAAAAAAUAAUAUCUAAGACAAAACUAUUUCAUUUGCAUAUGUGAAUGUAUGUAAAUUAGCAGUGAGAUUUAGAAGAUUGCACAGGGGUUGCCACCUGAAAUCUCGCAUAGGGCGCAAAAUUGGCUCGAGUCGGCCCUAGUUACAAGAUGCAAGACAUUAACUUUGUUCUUGGCUGAACUUUGACAGAAAAAAAAUGUGAAUUUUCCAUGUUUUUCAAUUGUCCCCAUAUAGAAAUCCWUGCAACUACAUGAACAGAUUAUGUUCUUCCAAAAUCACAUGGAAAUACGCAAAAUGUGUUUUUCAACAUUCUUUGGUAAAAUCCAGUGCUUUUUGUUCAAAAUCCAGACAAGUGUUUUCUGUAUGUCACAUUUACCAUGUAAAAACAUGUUUUUCCUUUAAUAACCAUUAAAAGGCAAAUCUGGUCAAUUUUUCUUUA
Molecule: messenger RNA, 2855 nt
Organism: Austrofundulus limnaeus
Lineage: Eukaryota; Metazoa; Chordata; Actinopteri; Cyprinodontiformes; Rivulidae
Product: heme-binding protein 1
Exons: 4
Coding region: 4-516 (170 amino acids)
Molecular function (GO): heme binding
Source: RefSeq, a predicted model, not a curated record